AUGUCACGGACCGAGGUCAUGUCUUUCUACCCUCCCGGCGCCGUCAACGGCCGCCUCCACGGCUUCGAGUUCACUUUCGAAGCCAUCCCCGACAAAUCAUCCCUGCACGACAGCUUCUUAGAGCCCGAUCCCGAUCCUCAUGAGGGGGAAACCGACUCUUUACCAGACAGCGUGGAAUGCUUUCCGCGACACUUCGGGCGGACGUAUCACGCUUACCAGGCCGGCUCUUAUGUCUUCCCCAACGACGCAGCAGAACAAGAACGUUUGGACCUACAGUCGCUCGCUCUCACAGAACUCUUCAGUGGCAGGUUACAUUUCGCCCCGAUCAAUGAAGAAGCCUCGCCAAAACGGAUCCUCGAUGUCGGCACGGGAACGGGGGCGUGGGCCAUGGACAUGGGCGACAGCUACCCGGAAGCCCGCGUCAUCGGAGUCGACCUCUCGCCGAUCCAGAGCAACGCAGUCCCGCCAAACGUUCACUUUUACGUCGAAGACGCCUCCCAGCCGUGGGCAUGGCCUGACCCCUUCGACUACAUCCACACCCGCGUCCUCCUCGGCUCGUUCGGGGACUUCAAAAACGAAGUAAUCCAGCAGUCCUUCGACUCCCUGCGUCCCGGCGGCUGGCUCGAGUCCCAGGACUUCAACGUCGAGGCCACCAGCGACGACGGCACCCUGGCGCCGGACGGCCCGCUGUCCCGCUGGGUCUACGACAUGAACUGCGCCAGCGAGCUGAUCGGGCGGCCCCUGGCGAGGGCGCACCUCCUGAAGCAGUGGUACGAGGAGGUCGGGUUCGUCGACGUGCGGGAGCGCGUGUUCAAGAUCCCGCUCAACGGCUGGGCCAAGAAUCCCAGGCACAAGCACGUCGGGAAGCUGUGGGAGCAGAACUUCCUCGACGGGCUCAGCGGGUUCAGUCUGGCGUUGUUCACGCAGGUGCUGGAGCGCAAGCAGGAGGAGGUCGAGGUCUCCUUGGUUGGCGUACGGAAAGACAUCAGCAACAUGCACAUCCACGCGUAUCAGCACGUCUGGGUGGUUUGCGGCCGAAAACCGUACCCCGAAGAGACCGUGGCGGCAUCGACAGAGGACGACGACAUGGCCGAGUGA
This is a messenger RNA of Colletotrichum karsti, 1098 nucleotides long. Its product is annotated as methyltransferase domain-containing protein. Lineage: Eukaryota; Fungi; Ascomycota; Sordariomycetes; Glomerellales; Glomerellaceae. The record is from RefSeq and is a predicted model, not a curated record. The transcript is spliced from 6 exons. Gene Ontology annotation, molecular function: methyltransferase activity. The coding region runs from base 1 to 1098 and encodes 365 amino acids.